This is a messenger RNA of Myiozetetes cayanensis, 396 nucleotides long. Its product is annotated as proline-rich protein 12-like. The record is from RefSeq and is a predicted model, not a curated record. NCBI's taxonomy places the organism in Eukaryota, Metazoa, Chordata, Aves, Passeriformes, Tyrannidae. The annotation marks the transcript as partial. The transcript has 5 exons.
GCGAGGAGGAGCGCGCGCCGGCGGCGGGGCGGGCGCUGAACACGCGGGCCAUGCGGGAGAUGUACCGCAGCUACGUGGAGAUGCUCGUCAGCACCGCCCUCGACCCCGACAUGAUCCAGGCCCUGGAGGACACCAACGACGAGCUGUACCUGCCCCCCAUGCGCAAAAUCGACGGCAUCCUCAACGACCACAAGAAAAAAGUGCUCAAGAGAGUGACCCUGCACCCCACCCUGCAGGAGGCCCUGCACACCUUCCCCCAGCUGCACGCCGAGCCGGGGGAGUCUCUGGUGAAACUGCGCCCGGGGGGGGACCCCUAUAACAGAAAAACCCUCAGCAAGGUCAAGAGGAGCGUGGGCAAACCACAGCAAGGUCAAGAGGAGCGUGGGCAAACCACAG